AGUGAGUGGCCACUGGAGAGUAGAACGAUAAGUUUAACGUGCAAGUAAGAAAACAAGAAAAAGAAAGUAAGAUUAAAACAGAAGACAGAAGAUCUGUGCUAUUCUUUUCUAAGUUUUGAGUCUGAGGAAGACUCCCAGAGCAGCCACAGAAGAAUCAGCUCUCUCCACCUCCCUCUUCGCUCCCUUUACUCUCCUCCUCUGCCUUACGCAGCAUUCACAGCCAUCCAUGAGUGUGACCAACUCCUCUGCCUAUCGAUCGGAGCGUAGUUUCCACCAGACAUCGUCCUCAACUUCAUCCUCUGGUAGCCCAUAUAUGGAGAAGAGCCGGGGACUGUUCGCUGAGGACUUUGGUUCCUUCAUGAGGCCCGGGAGCGACACCUUGGGUUUUUCCAGCGGAGCUGGAAACAUCAAAACGCUUGACGAUUCGUACCAGUUCACAGUUGACGUGCGAGACUUCUCCCCUGAAGAUGUCAUAGUUACCACUUCCAACAACCAGAUAGAAGUUCGUGCAGAAAAGUUGGCGCAGGACGGAUCAGUGAUGAACACUUUCACCCACAAGUGUCAACUACCUGAAGAUGUGGACCCCACCUCGGUGACAUCAUCCCUGGGCACCGAGGGAACCCUAACGGUCCGGGCACGACGGCAUCCAGCCAAACACGAGCUUGUACAGACCUUCCGCACUGAGAUCAAAAUCUGAGAUCAACCUCUCACUUGUUGUUGUGUUUUUCAUGGUACUUCCUGUAUUUCAUCUCUACACUGUCAUGAUUGUACUACACAGAGCAGGCCCAGUGCUCUGUAGGACAAGACACGUCCACGUUCCGUGACUGCAACGAUUUCUGUUUCUUUUCAUUUAUAUUCUGAGUUAGGUCGUCAGACACACAAGUAAAAAGUUAUACCUGCAGAUAACAUGAUGAGACACAGGGGCUUGGAACAGCACAUGUAUUAAAUGACCAGUUCACUAUUUCACUCCUGUCCUGUUAUACAUUCUAAACCCAUACACUCACUACUAAAAAUUAUUUUUCCUCAUCAACAAUUAUUCAUUGAAUAUUAUUACUUGUGUGCAUAAAAGGCUUUGACAAUAAACAUCGACCUUUUGAUGGAAAUGUGACAGGACAAAUUCUAUUUUUCAAAAGUACAGGCUUAGAGUCGGGGGAGAGUCACACAGUUAAUUAGAACAGACAAAUGAGAAAUCAACUUUGAUUUAAUCAUUUUUAUUUUGAAAAAAAUAUAUAUAUAUCAAGGGUUGUCUUGUUUUGUUUUUUGUAAACAGUAUUUCCUCUUGUAGUAUUUACUUUUAGCCCAUUCAGACAGUCUGGAAAAUUCAAGUGGCCUCACUCUGCUGCUUUGUCCAACGUAUGUUUGGAUUAAUACUAUAUCCAGAUAAUGGUGAGGCAACAGUGAGCACCAAAAGUCAAACCAUUUUCAAAAUUGCUGUGAAACAGAGUAAGCAUUCAGUGACAGUACAGAUGAUAGAAGAUGCUUCUUCCAUCAGUCUUUUGUCUGUGGAAGGAUUCGUGAAGCACUGGCCCUCCUUUCAUGAGAAAUAGAUUUUCAAAGGAGCUAUUCAAGCCAAAUAAUUUAGAAGUCUUUAUGUGGCUAUAAUGUAUUCCAUUGUACCUGGGCCAUGCUGUGCCCAUCACACUAAAUCUUUGUCUAUAACAUAUUGUGGUAUAUUUUAAAUAAAUGCUAGAUUCCCUGAAGACACAU
This is a messenger RNA of Mugil cephalus (flathead mullet), 1707 nucleotides long. It is a transcript of the gene hspb7, whose product is annotated as heat shock protein family, member 7 (cardiovascular). The coding region runs from base 227 to 697 and encodes 156 amino acids. The record is from RefSeq and is a predicted model, not a curated record. Gene Ontology annotation, cellular component: nucleus; cytoplasm. Lineage: Eukaryota; Metazoa; Chordata; Actinopteri; Mugiliformes; Mugilidae. The transcript is spliced from 3 exons. Gene Ontology annotation, biological process: heart development.